GUAAUGGUUAUGGGCAAUCACUCUAGUGGGAAGUCCACCUUUGUGAAUUGGUUCGUGGAUGCUCCAAUACAGAAGGUCGGUGCAGCAUUGGAGACUACUGGCUUCACUAUAGUUACUGCAGGGAGUCAGACUGGGCGAGAGUUGAACGGUGAGUCUACUUUGUUACUCUACCCCUAUCUGCAUGCCCUCGUGGAACGCGAUCCGAAAAUAUUAGCUCAUCUUGCUACCAAAACGGUCCUGGCAAGCGACUCGGUCGCUCCCUACCUGUCGAUGCUCGACAUUAUAGACACUCCGGGCCUCGCUGAUGGCGGGUUGGAGUAUCCGUAUGAUGUGACAGCAGCGAUUGAGUUCUUUGGGAAGGAGGCUGAUUUGGUUCUGGUCUUCUUGGAUCCUCUUGGACAAGCACUAUGCAAUCUGACAUGUGAAGUAGUUUGUGAUCUGUUCAAGAAGUACCCGUCGAAGAUGCGGUUUUGUCUGACUAAAGUCGAUACAGUGCCAACAGAUGAGGACCUCUUGAAGGUGUCGAAUCAAGUGACACAGUCUCUGACGUCCAGGUUGGGUGUUAUACAUGCAUUUGAUUUGUUGCCGAUUUACAUAGGGGGUGCGAAAAGCUCUCGGGUGAACAGGUUAGAGGAGGUAUCCCUCGCAGUGAAGCAAUGUGUAGAGUGGCGCGUCCAAGCAUCUCUCAGUGUAUUGCAGUCGGACUGUGCGAUGGUCGAGGCUGCGAUACGUUCAAGGCUCGACGAUGACGAUAUGGCAAGGAAAAAGAAUAGGGAGCUGUCAGUAGCAGUGAACAGGCUGUAUAGGGGAGCUGUUAUUCUUUCAUCGAUCACAGCUUUGAUCUUUGCUCUAGCCCUGCCUGCUGAUGGUGGGCAUUCGGGGUACUUCUUGGUCCCACGAAGGGCUGCCCACUUGGAUGGUAUAUGUACUGGUAUGCUCCUCAUAAGCCUUUUGUUGCCUGUCAUUGCCUCUCUGUGCUGGAGACGUUUCUGUAUACCGAGUCUGUCCGAUAGUGAGAGAUUGAAGGUUGAGGAAGAGCUGAAGAGAGUGAGGGAAGAUAUCCCGAGACGCCAACGGGAACUCCACGUGAAGUAUCUUGCCUCUGUCGGAUCUUAG
Messenger RNA from Perkinsus marinus ATCC 50983, 1116 nucleotides. RefSeq lists its product as hypothetical. The record is from RefSeq and is a predicted model, not a curated record. The transcript has a single exon. NCBI's taxonomy places the organism in Eukaryota, Perkinsozoa, Perkinsida, Perkinsidae. The annotation marks the transcript as partial. Gene Ontology annotation, molecular function: GTP binding; rRNA binding; ribosomal small subunit binding. Gene Ontology annotation, biological process: ribosomal small subunit assembly.